Molecule: messenger RNA, 1084 nt
Organism: Melanotaenia boesemani (Boeseman's rainbowfish)
Lineage: Eukaryota; Metazoa; Chordata; Actinopteri; Atheriniformes; Melanotaeniidae
Exons: 5
Coding region: 115-963 (282 amino acids)
Source: RefSeq, a predicted model, not a curated record
UUGACAGUUUUAACACAAGAACUUGUAAGGAGCAGCAAUCUCAGCAUAAGUUUCACUAUUGCAAGGAAGGAGGAUGGAAAUGCAUCAGUAUGCAGGUGCAUUUCAGGCUGUCAGAUGGAGGCAGUGUGUGAGCAGUUCAAUGAGGAGGAGGAGGCAGGAGUUGAUGCUGCAGCCAUGCUGUGGUCCAUUCAGGAGGCUGUAGAGAGGCAGACGCUGCAGAUUGGAGUGUCCGCCUGUGGGGCCACGGCGGUGGUAGAUGUUCUGAAGGCCCUCGGCGUGGAUGUGGCACCAGAGGAGGCUGACCGCUGCGUCCAAACGCGCCUGAGGAGGAACGAGUCACCGCUGCCUGACUACCUGCUGUCCCGCAGUGAAGCUGGUGCAACUCACGCUCAGCUAAUUCAAGGAGCACAGGAUGCCAGUGAUGGGAAAGUGAUUGGCCGGUUCUUCCACCUUCAUCCUCGUCGACAGAUCAGAUUGAUACCUUGGCUCGCACACUGGAUCAGAAAGGGUGCUAUCCCUGUGGCAACCAUGAACAUGCAGCGAGCUGUGCCAGAAGGCGAGGAGGUGCCUGACGCCUGGCACCAUCAGCUCAUAUUUGGAGUUGCACCGAAAGCUGUUUUUAUGACCAACCCUUUAGAUGUAGUAAGCGAGGAUGAGGUGCACCAGCGCCUCUGCAGCGACUCGGUGCUGCUGGUUCGUAGAGAAGAUGUGCUGCAGCGAGUAACGCCUCAUUGCUCGUUAUCCGACCUCCCGGAGAGCCGGUCAGACCUGCGGUGGCAGGCCCUGGAUGUCGAAGGCCAAGUCAGGCGGAUGGUUCUAGAGGAAGAACAGGAACAAGAUCAACCCAAGUUGGUGCACAUCACCAUCCCUGCAGCAUACAGUUCGGGCAUCACGCUCUUUGCUCUCCAAGAGUCAGAGCUGGGGCGAGAACUACUUGAUGCUCCUGAACUCCCUUUGUUGUGACAAAAAAUGGACACAAUACUUCAAACUUGAAGACUUAUUGAUCAUACUGAAGGGACUGCAUGGCUCACACUGGAAGUUUUAAAUGAAGGUGGAUGAAAAAACAAUUAAACAAAUGAUCCAA